Geodia barretti is the source of this 2805-nucleotide messenger RNA. The record is from the annotation of a GenBank genome assembly. Lineage: Eukaryota; Metazoa; Porifera; Demospongiae; Tetractinellida; Geodiidae.
AUGCCUGCUCAGUAUCGGGUGCUGGUCCCAAAGACGAGGUUCCCGGUGAGGACCAACCCCGUCACCCACGAGCCUGCCAUCCAAAAGGCGGCCAAAUUCGACGAUCUUUACGGCUGGCAGGAGCGACAGCAGCGGGGAAAUGACAAGAUCUUUACCCUUCACGACGGCCCUCCGUACGCCAACGGCGCUCCCCACAUGGGCCAUGUCCUCAACCGAGUACUGAAGGACGUCAUCAACCGCUACAAACUCAUGCGCGGCUAUAAACUAGCUUUCAGGCCCGGCUGGGACUGCCACGGUCUUCCCAUAGAACUGAAAGCCUGUCGGAGCGAUGACCUGCAAUCCCCGCUGGAGAUCCGCGCGAAGGCCGAGAAAUACGCCCGCAAGACGGUCGCUCUCCAGAAAGAAGCCUUCCAGAGGUGGGGCUGCCUGGCGGAUUGGAACAAUCCCUACCUGACCAUGGACCCAGAAUACGAAGCUGCACAGAUAGACGUGUUCCAUCAGAUGUACAAGAGAGGGUGUAUUUAUCGCGGCUACAAGCCUGUCUACUGGUCCCCUUCUUCUCGUACAGCUCUCGCCGAGGCUGAGCUCGAGUAUCGCGACCACGUGAGUCAGGCCGUGUACAUUCUGUUUCCCCUCACGUCCGAAAUCAGCUCCCUAUUGCCCGAAGCUGACAGAAAUCAAACUCUCUGGGCGCUGGUGUGGACCACCACGCCGUGGACACUGGUGGCCAACCAGGCCGUCUCCUACCACUCCAAUCACUCCUACUGCGUGGUGAGAAUGAGGCACACCGACGGGCGGGACCGACUAGUGUUACUAGGAGAGAAGAACGUAAACAGACUGGCUCCAAUUCUGGGAGAGUUUGAAGUUGUUUCCACCCUCAGUGGAUCCCAACUGGCCAACCUCACCUAUGCACACCCAAUUUCUCCCCAGAGACAGCAGAUGAGGUUUGUGCAUGGAGAGCACGUGGAUGAAGAAGAAGGUACAGGGCUAGUUCACACUGCCCCUACCCACGGGUUCGAGGAUCACGAAAUUGGGGUGGAAGCGGGGCUUGAUAUGACGUGUGUUGUAGACGGUAACGGUUGCUAUACUGCAGAAGCCCCCUCUCAUCUGGUAGGCCUUCGAGUAUUGAGUGAGGGUAACGAAGCUGUAAUUGAGGGGCUCCGAUCCAGCAAAGUGCUUCUCAAACGGGAGAGCUACACCCACAGAUACCCGUACGACUGGCGGACUAAGAAACCGGUCAUUAUUCGCUCGACAAAGCAGUGGUUUGCUAGUGUUAAACAACUCAAAGAAGAGGCAAAGGCAGCACUACGUGGAGUUACGGUACACCCCCGAUCCAGUGGAAACCAGCUACCAAAGAUGCUGGACACACGCGGUGACUGGUGCAUAUCAAGACAGAGAGUCUGGGGGGUGCCCCUCCCAAUUUUCUAUCACGUCACUACCGACGAACCACUCCUGACAGAAGAGACUGUGGUACACGCGAGGGAAAUGAUACGAGCCAAGGGUUCAAAUUGCUGGUGGGAACUACCCCUCGAUAAACUUUUGCCCCCCUCGUUUUCGGGUCAGACGGAGGACUGGCGUCGCGGGGAGGACACGAUGGAUGUCUGGUUUGACAGCGGGUCCUCGUGGGCAGCCGUUCUGUCUGAUUCCGGAACUGACUCGGGACAAUGCGGCCGGGUUGCAGACAUGUACCUGGAAGGAGUUGACCAGCACCGCGGCUGGUUCCAAUCUUCCCUCCUCACUUCAGUGGCCAUACAGAACCAGGCCCCCUACCGCCGUCUUGUGACUCAUGGUUUUGUUCUAGACGGUUCCGGAGCCAAAAUGUCAAAGUCUAUUGGAAACGUGGUGAGUCCGAGUGACAUCAUCGACGGGAAAAAGUUUGGAGUCGAAGCGAUGCGUUGGUGGGUUGCCUCGAGCUCUUUCACCUCUCACGUCUCUGUCAGCGACGAGAUACUCCAACAAUCGAGCGAUUUCGUCCAGCGAUUGCGGAACCUGUUUCGCUUCAUGUUGGGGAACCUAUCUGACUUUAACCCCACACUAGACCUGGUGCCACACAAUGCAAUGUCCGCUCUUGACCAAUACAUGCUCCACAUUCUAUCCAACUACUGCCAGGAGGCGACUGGAGCCUACGAAUCUCUAAAUUUCUCCCGUCUAUCUCUGCUCCUAGUGACCCUCGUACCACUCGACCUCUCGGCUUUCUACUGCAACAUAGUGAAGGACAGUUUGUACUGUGACCCGGCCAGGGGACGAGUGAGACUUGGAACGCUGUCAGCAAUCCACCAUCUCCUUUUGGGACUGGUGAAUGUGUUCAAGAGUGGCUGGAUGGACUGCCCGUCAGAAUGGAACCAGCCGACUCUGGCGGCUGACUUUGAUGCAAUCCGUUCUCUCAGGUCACUGGUGUACAAGGCCCUCUCGAGUGCUCGCGAUGCCAGCUCUUUGCGCAGCUUCACAGAGGCACAAGUUGGUAUCACAACAGACUCCGAGCAACUGUACCACCUUCUGGAGAAGUACAGUAGCAGUGAGGAAGAAGAGAGGGAGAGGGAUGGAUACGGACUGAGCGCUGUUUUUAUCGUGUCUCGGGCGACUGUGGAACUGGGGGGUGGAGGUGUGGGGAGUGGGGUGGGGAGGGUGUUUUGUGAGGACGGGGAGGUUGUGUGGGGAGGGGAGCGGUGCCAGGUGAGCGUGGGGGCAUGGCGGGCGGAGGAGAUGGGAAAGUAUAAGUGUCCUCGAUGCUGGCUGUGGACUGCCGACAGCCAAGACCAGCUUUGCCUGAGGUGUUCACACGUACAUAGACAGACCCAAGACUAG